Molecule: messenger RNA, 1166 nt
Organism: Drosophila navojoa
Lineage: Eukaryota; Metazoa; Arthropoda; Insecta; Diptera; Drosophilidae
Gene: Elp5
Product: Elongator complex protein 5
Biological process (GO): tRNA wobble uridine modification
Cellular component (GO): cytosol; elongator holoenzyme complex; nucleus
Molecular function (GO): tRNA binding
Source: RefSeq, a predicted model, not a curated record
AUCGCUAAAGGUUAGCAACAACAAAAACUGCAGUUUAAUUUUAUUUUUAAUUUAUUACAAUUAAAUGCAAUAUGCUUUCCAAUCUAAUUGUGACCAAUCAAAAGGUCGUAUUGAUAAUUGAUCAACUAAAUCGAGAUCGUAUCGCGCUAAAAUUCAUUACCAGCCUGUUAAGCGAGCAGGGCGAGGGCAAUGAUAUUAAAACACUGCCAAUUGGCACGCAAUUGAAGCACGUGGCCAACUUUGAUGCGCUGCUGAAUGAUUGCGCCAACAGUGCAAGUAAUCAACAAUCAAAUCCAACUGAUCCCAUCACAACAAAGACUGGCUACAAUGUAAUUCUGCCAACGUUGGCGGAUUUGCUAUGUUAUCAGACUCCUGCCUUUAUUUUUGACUAUCUAAAUAAGUUGCGCCAGUCGGAGCAUGUUCGACGUGUUUUCCUGUGGGCGUCACCGAUGCAUCUACAACAUCCAGACGCCGACUAUAUUCUAGCUGGCUGUGAGUAUAUGGCAGAGCUGGUGCUACGCUUGGAGACAGACAGCACCUUGUCUCUGAUUUCCCGAAAGCCGGCCGGCGGGGUGACCAACAAACGCUACAAGUGCCAAGUCAGCAAGACAGAGUUCAACGUAAAGCCUGUGACGGAGGGUGCCGACACGACGUCUUCACCUGUUACCACAACACAGGAGACACCAGAUAUCUCAGAUCCCGGUCGCACCUUCAAAAUUGAAUUGGAUGAGGAUGAAGUUGUGGCACGCAAUGCACUCACAUUACCAUAUGAACGAACCAGUGAAACGGAGGAGGGCAACAUCAUCUACACACCAGAUGCCAAUGAUGACUUCGAUGAGGAAGAUCCAGAUGAGGAUUUGUUAAUUAAAAUGUGCUCGCAUAGCGAUCGGCAGUACAAGCCUUGGCUUUAAAUACUUAAGUCUAUUAUACAAAUACAUCCAUUGAAUAUAUACAUACCUUGUAAGCGAGCUCAAACUGAAAUUCGUGUCGUAAAUGAAACCAAUCUUAUAGUUGCAUAGUUCAAAAGUUUAUACUAAACGGUAAAGUUAUACGAAUAUGUCCAGUGUUACAAUUGCAUCGCAUAGUUACUUAAAGGCUAACAAUAAUAAUGUUUGUAAUACUCAUUAAAAACUUGCGAGCAUUCAAGAUGCAAGUCCCCAAACUCA